Molecule: messenger RNA, 977 nt
Organism: Talaromyces proteolyticus
Lineage: Eukaryota; Fungi; Ascomycota; Eurotiomycetes; Eurotiales; Trichocomaceae
Product: ER protein Pkr1-domain-containing protein
Exons: 2
Coding region: 186-707 (173 amino acids)
Biological process (GO): vacuolar proton-transporting V-type ATPase complex assembly
Cellular component (GO): endoplasmic reticulum membrane
Source: RefSeq, a predicted model, not a curated record
GGGCGCUUUCCGCUGAACGGAUGACUGUUUACAUUCAGGUAAUCCUCAGUUUAAGACGUUAGUGGAGGUUUUGUUUUGAUCAAAGCCUCUAUUAUACGUCGGAAUAUUGUCUACCUUUGUUAUCGCACUGGAGUGCAAAUUCCUAACCCUCGCCAACAAACUCGACGAACUCGCACAGCAGUGAAAUGAGUACUUCAUUUUUCGAGGACCUCUGGUCCAGCAUCUUCACUCCCGGCCCGACUCCCACUUUACUUGUGGCUACAAAUGCUACAUUUGCGGCACUCCAAUUAGUGCUUUUCAUACUCCUCAUCGCGACAUACAGCGUUCACUUCGUGGCGCUUUCGUGCAUCAGCGGGGCGCUUUGGUGGUCUAUAAACUGGUUUGCGAAGGAGGUUCGAGAGGUCCAGGCCCAGCAAAAACAAGAGGCAGAAGAGCAGCAGAAGAAGCUUGCUGAGAACAGCGACGAUUCAGCCGAGACAGACAAUAAUGAUUCGGAUACUGAGACCGAAACUGGAGGUGUGUCUAAAACUAGACGGCGAAAGGUGAACCAGCUGUCGAAAGAGGCCAGUACUACGGCUGCGACUGCGGUUGAAUCAGAAGACUCGGAGGGUAACGUGCUCAGGAAACGAGAGAGCAGAGGCGAAAACUCCGGGUACGCCAGCACCGAUAGCGAAUGGGAAAAGGUAGAUAAGGACAAGUCGUCAUGAUUUGGCUUGUGAAGGAGGCUCUUUACCAUGUGAAAUCUGGGCUAUGUUCAAGAAGGAAGUUCAAGAAUUCUAUUUGCUCCUGCAGAUCUUAAACAUUCAUAAAGUUAUACCCCUCUCGCCCUCAAUUGAUAUCAUUUUGAUGUGUUUUGGAAUGUUGAUUCGAUUACGAGCUUGGUUAUGAUCGCUGUUUUGGUUACACUGUCAUAAGGCCGAUUUGGGCCAUUAAAUAUCUCUCGCAAAUAACGCAGUAAUGACAAGCACAAAUGAUUU